GGUAUGAUGGGGGAGGGAGGAGAGAAGAUGCCUGAAGAGCCUAGUGUGGGUGAGGAAGGGGGAGAGGUGGCAGAGGAGCGUGGCGGGAGGGAGCGGGACAGAGACAGGGAGCGGGACCGUGACCGGAGGCGCAGCCACAGGGACAAGGACCGGGAGAGGGACCGGGAGAGGCACAGGGGGGACAGGGAGAAGGACAGGGAGCAUAAGAGAGACAGGGAGCGGGGUGGCGGGGAGCGCAGGGAGGACCGGCAUGGCUCUCUCCUGCUCCCCUCGGCCGAGCAGGACGACGUGGGUAACGGGGAGGCGGGCGAAACGGGCGAAGCGCCGCCCCAGCCAGAGGAGAACAGCCAGGAUGGGUUGAUGGUGGACCAGGAGUCGGUGCAGUCGGGAGAGGGCUACGUUUCCAAUGAGAACGGCUACAAGGUGGAGACCCAGGCAGACGAGUACUAAGCGGGGCUUUGCCAUUUUUAAGUUCCUGUUUUUUUUUUUAUAUAUAUAUACAACAAACCCACAUACCCCUACCCUGUUUGUGUGAAUGAUACUGUAAUGAGCUGCUGCCCUGUUAGAAACCACAACGGAGCAGUGUAGGCAUAACAAACUGUCUGUUUUAUGGGUUAAGUAGGGUUUUGUUUCUUCUGUAUUUGAACCCCCAGGACUAGGUCCACACCCCAAAAUAAUUAUUUCAAACCCGUCCCUCGGUACCAAACUGAGAACUGUGCUCACUGUCCCUUGACAUUCACGCUCUCCCCCAACCGGAACUUUAGUCUGACAUUCUGCUCUGUCAAGUACUUGUCUGAUUACAAUCCCUUUACGAGUGAGGCAGAGAUGGCAUAGUUAUUUUAAAUAUUUCUUCAUCUUAAAUCUCUAUCGGUGUGUUAAUUCAACCUGGGUUGUUUUUUGGGGGUUGUUAAUAGGGGCUAAGUUGUUUAGGUUUAAU
Molecule: messenger RNA, 937 nt
Organism: Salvelinus sp. IW2-2015
Lineage: Eukaryota; Metazoa; Chordata; Actinopteri; Salmoniformes; Salmonidae
Product: U1 small nuclear ribonucleoprotein 70 kDa-like
Source: RefSeq, a predicted model, not a curated record